AUGAACUACCUGCGCUCCGUCGCCGGCGGCGUCUCCAAGGGCUGGAACUCGAUCAACCCGGCCACGCUCAGCGGCGCCAUCGACACCAUCGUCGUCGAGCGCGAAGAUGGCUCCAUGGCUUGCUCGCCCUUCCACGUCCGCUUCGGCAAAUACCAGAUCCUGCGCCCCUCGGACAAAAAGGUCGAGUUCCGCGUCAACGGCGAGCUCCAGAACUACUCCAUGAAGCUCGGCGAGGGCGGCGAGGCCUUCUUCGUCUUCGAAACCUCCGCCGCCAUUCCCGCCGACAUGCAGACCUCGCCCCUGGCCUCGCCCGCCGCCAGUCCCGAGCAGAAGCCCCUCGAGACCUCGCCCGCCCAGCUGCUCGACGACCCGGAGCCCCUCGAUCUCGCCAGCAUAGACAGCGGCCUGCGGAGAAGAGGACGCAUGUCCAUGUCCGUGCCGCCCUCGGACGCACAGUACAACGAAGCAGACUUUGGCCGCCCCGUCUCCGGCGACUGGUCCGGCUUCCAUGUCCAGCGGUCCCAGACAGACACCGUCGUUCCCUCUGGGAAUGACGACUUCCCCGCCCAUCUCGACGGCGUCAAGGAGCAUGGCCCGCUCGAGAUCAGCAGAGAGGAUGCCACGAGGUGGAACCGAACAGCCCGCUCAGCGAGUCCCCCGCCCGUCUCGCAGGCCGAGGCCCUGGCCCGUGCCAUCAAGCUGUCCAAGAAGCUUUUCACCUCCAACAUCCCGAACAAGGUCACCGACAGCGGAGACCUCGAGCUGGACAUGACAGGCUACAAGAGCAGCGAGCAGGACGCUCUGCGCGCCGAGGUCCUGGCGAGAAACAUCUUGUCAGACGAGCUGGCGGGAGACUACGACAUUGGCGCACUGAUUGGCGCCGACGAGAACGGAAACCUUUGGAUCUACAGCAGCGAGGAAGCCAAGGCAGCCGCCAUGCAAAAGACCGCCCACAGCGUCUUCAGCGAGCCUUCCCUCGACGCAGUCUCCGAUCCUGGCUACCAAAGCGACAGCGGUGUCAGCGAUACAUCCGCUGGAUUUCCUCCCCACACGCGCAACGACUCGGACAGCGCCCUUGGCCUCUCCGCUCCCCACUCCCCCGAGCAGCAGCAAAAGAAGACCGAAACGCGCAACUAUGCCAAAACCCUGCGUCUCACCAGCGACCAGCUGAAGGACCUUAAUCUGAAACCAGGCCAGAACACAAUGUCCUUCACCGUCAACCGCUCCAAAUGCGAAGCCUACAUGUUCUACUGGCAGCACUCUGUCCCCAUCGUCAUCUCCGACAUUGACGGCACAAUCACAAAGUCGGAUGCCCUCGGUCACAUCUUGAACGUCAUCGGGCGCGACUGGACACACAAGGGGGUUGCAAAGCUCUACACCGACAUCGUCAACAACGGAUACAACAUCUUCUACCUCACUUCUAGAAGUGUAGGGCAGGCAGACACGACAAGAGCGUACCUCAACGGGGUGGUGCAGGAGGAUUACAAGCUGCCUAGAGGGCCGGUGAUCAUGAGUCCAGAUCGCACCAUCGCGGCACUGAGGAGGGAGGUCUACCUUCGCAAGCCAGAAGUCUUCAAAAUGGCGUGCUUGAGGGACAUCAUGCAACUCUUCGACAAGCCUGCCGGCCAAACACCCUUUUACGCGGGCUUUGGAAAUCGCUUCACAGACGCGCUCUCCUACCGCAGCGUCAACAUCCCAUCCACGCGCAUCUUCACAAUCAACUCCAACGCCGAGGUCAGCCUCGACGUCCUCUCCCUCAACAGCUACAAGACCGGAUAUGCCUCCAUGCGUGAGAUUGUCGACCACUUCUUCCCGCCCGUGGGCCUCUUGGUACCCGCCGGUGGAGAGAACUUUACCGACUUCAACUACUGGCGCGACAAGCCGCUCGACAUGGAGGACUUUACCGACAGCGAGGAUGAGAGCGAUGAUGAGCAGACUGAGGCGGGGAGCUACCGCAGCGAAGACGAGGGCGAGCAGGGAGAAGAUCUUGAGGCGUCGUACAUGACCAACGAGAGCGUCGACGAAGAGGCAAUGGAAGAUUCGAUACUGGAGAGCGUCGAGGGCAACUAUGGAGAAUACCUCGGCGAGGACCUCGACGCUCCCUACGACCAAGACAACGCAGAGUAUGAGGAGGGAGACGAGUACAGCGAGGAAGAAACGGAGAUUGAGGAACCCAUUGAGCGAAAAGACUUUGUGCCUGCACCGACAACGCCGACCGAAGACCGUGUCCUAUCCAAGAAACAGAGCGUCCCGGGCAUCUCCGAGCGCAUGGCCGAGCGCAUGGCCGAGCGCAUGAACACACUCGACAUACACGAGUCCACACCAACCCCCAAGGACAGUCCGAGGAGGUAG
This is a messenger RNA of Ascochyta rabiei, 2352 nucleotides long. RefSeq names its product Phosphatidate phosphatase. The record is from RefSeq and is a predicted model, not a curated record. NCBI's taxonomy places the organism in Eukaryota, Fungi, Ascomycota, Dothideomycetes, Pleosporales, Didymellaceae. Gene Ontology annotation, molecular function: phosphatidate phosphatase activity. The transcript has a single exon. Bases 1 to 2352 code for a protein of 783 amino acids. Gene Ontology annotation, cellular component: nucleus. Gene Ontology annotation, biological process: fatty acid catabolic process; triglyceride biosynthetic process.